Messenger RNA from Ilex paraguariensis (yerba mate), 2042 nucleotides. Lineage: Eukaryota; Viridiplantae; Streptophyta; Magnoliopsida; Aquifoliales; Aquifoliaceae. The record is from the annotation of a GenBank genome assembly.
AUGGAGUCAUCUGAAUCAUCACCGUUUGAUCCCUUCAAGUCAAAGAAGAUACUCCGUUCAAGCUUCAAACCGUCAGUAUCACCGUCCGAUCAAACGGAGAACAAAGCUACAAAUCAAAGUCCAUGGAACUCUGUAACACCUGAAAAGCCGAUUAAUCCUCCGCGUAGAUUGAAGAACCGCCGGGCGGCGAUGUCCGUGAAAGAAGUCAGACAAGCCGCCCAGAGGCUCCAGAAACCUGCUCCGGACCCGCCUACUCGAUCCGACCCGAUUGUGGACGCUGCAAAACAUCAGAUCGCGACGUUGCCAAGUGAAACUGCGGCUGCUAAAUCAAAGAAGGCCGAUGGCUCAGCAAAGCUCCCCGAAAAAUAUGAGAUAUUGGACAGUUUCUUCAAUAGCUUGGAUAGUUCAAUUCGCCUGCUUCAGUUGAAGGGAUCUAUGUCAACAUUUAUAAAUAUUAGCCCCAAGAUAGAGUGUUUGACUGAUAGGAGGUUUACUUAUAGUCAUUUAGCUCAACUGAAGUUUAUUUUACCCGAGGCAAUUGAGGUAAAGAAAGUUCUUACACAUGAUGAGCGAACAAGUUGUAUGAGGCCAGACCUUCAUGUUACACUGAAUACCAAUGCGAUUGAUAAUGAUGAGAAGAUGAAAUUGGCUAGCGGGAAUGCACGGUUGAGAAAAGUUUUUCAUUCUCGGCUUUUGGAUUUCUCUAAAUCCCAUCCUGAGGGGGAUGAAAUUCCUGAGGGAACACUGCCGGAGCCGUUCAAUCGCUCAAAGCAAGAUCUGCGUACAAACAUAAUCAAAACCUCCACUUCAUCCUUGACUUGUGAGAUAUCAACUGAUGCUCUUGUAGAACAGCAGCCAGCAGCAUCAUCCCUUCUGUCUCAAUCUUUCCGGAGGCGCUUCUCCCAGCCAGGCUCCAAUCAAGAAGUAUUGAACACUCAUUCCUCUCGAAAGGGAAUUAGGGCACCUGCUGUUCCAUCCCCUAUUAAAUCCUCUUCAAAACCAUCAAUGGAUGAAGAAUGCAUAGCACUUGGGGCUUCUGCUGCCAGUCUACCACCAUCUCAUCCUGAACCUGCUGCAACACCAGUCAAAAAAAUGGACUUGACAGAGAAUGAAGAUUGCUUCUCCAUUGGAAAUGCUAGCAUCCAAGGAACUCCUGCCAACCACGUUUCAACACCAGCAAAGCUGAUGAGUGUGACACCUGCAUUGCAACCACCAAAGAGGCAUUGCAUGAGCCCAGAUGAUGAUACAACCAGAUCACCAAACAAAUUGGUUAGGCGUCCACCUCGUAGUAGGUCCCUGAAAUUUGACACUCCUGUGAAGAAUGCAAAGUUAGAGGAUGAAGGUAGUGAGAGUCAAAGAUUAUUGAUCGACAGUGAUAUUUUUGACAUUCUUCCUGAGAAUCUUCUGCAAUCAAUAAGAGAGAAAGAGAGGAAGGCGCUAGAAGAGCAAGAUCCAGCAAUCUCUCAAGCAAAAUGGCGGCAGCAGAUGAUUGCCAGCUUACCUAAGCUCUUUGACAGGAUUCAUUUCUUAUUUCAGUCAAUUAAGCGCUCUAUCAUUACAAAAGACGAGCUUAUGCACAGGAUAAUAGCAAGCCAGUUGGAUAUUGUUGAUAGAAGAGAAGUAGAAGAGCAGCUUAGGUUGUUGCAAGAACUAGUUCCUGAAUGGAUAUAUGAGAAGUCAGCAUCUAGCGGGGAUCUCCUGCUAUGCAUCAAUAGGAUAACAAGUCCUGAGUUGAUACGCACAAGGCUGGCGGAAGCAAAUUGAAAGAGUGCUUAUGGAAAUUCAAUCUCAAUUUAGUUAUGGAAGCAUAUUAACAUAUUACAAGUUACCCUGUACAUUUCGGAAUUUUAUGUAAUUUUGUUUAGUUCAAACUUGCCUCAACCUUUUUCUUUUGGUCGGUGCCUCAUCCAGUUCGAACUCCUCGUGCUUUAUUUAGAUGUAACUGAUGGAAUUCUGCUGGAAGUUUUGAGUUUUUUGCUAACUAGUCAAGCCUGCUACCAUGUAAGAUAUUAAACUUGCGACACUGAAAUAUCCCUAAUUGC